Messenger RNA from Syngnathoides biaculeatus (alligator pipefish), 1851 nucleotides. RefSeq names its product heterogeneous nuclear ribonucleoprotein C-like. Lineage: Eukaryota; Metazoa; Chordata; Actinopteri; Syngnathiformes; Syngnathidae. The record is from RefSeq and is a predicted model, not a curated record. Bases 403 to 1437 code for a protein of 344 amino acids. Gene Ontology annotation, cellular component: nucleus. The transcript has 10 exons. Gene Ontology annotation, molecular function: RNA binding.
CGUGAAAAAAAAAUAUAUGCCCACCCGCUCGCGCGGUGCCGAACAGCAAAUGCAGCUCUCCCCCACCCCCACUGCGCCAUUAGCCUCUGACGUUAGCCGAAGAAGAAGAAAGCUAGCUCGCCUCGCUGCUCACCAAAGUAGCCUGCGCUCGCCUAAAGGACGACCUAAAUAUCACAAAAUUUGAGCGAUUUUACCGAAAAGCAAGGCAUUUUGUGCUCGUAAAGGGUCGCGCCACUCAACACCUCACCACCAACAUUCCUUCUACCUACACUGCACACAGUUAAAAAUCUCACGUGAGAGAGAAAAGAGGGGCGAAAAGGUGACGGUUCGAGACCCCAGGCCAAAGUGAGCCCCAGCCCACUGUGUCAGACAGAACAGACGACUGCCCUGCACACAGACGCUAUGGACCGUUCACCAAACACAGCCAGCUUGAUGGCCGCCAGUAAUGUCACCAACAAGACGGAUCCGCGCUCUCUCAACUCGCGGGUGUUCAUCGGCAACCUUAACACCCUGCUGGUGACCAAGACCGACGUGGAGGCUAUCUUUGCCAAGUACGGCAAGAUUGUGGGCUGCUCUGUGCACAAGGGUUACGCCUUUGUGCAGUAUGCCAACGAGCGCAACGCCCGCUCCGCUGUCGCCGGAGAGGAUGGUCGCAUGAUUGUCGGGCAAGUGCUUGAUAUUAACCUUGCUGGAGAGCCCAAACCCCACCGUUCCAAAACCACCAAACGUUCAGCUGGAGACAUGUAUAGGGCAACCUUCAAUCAUGCCUCUUUUUCCCCCCUCCCAUUCAGCAGUUCGUCUUUCGAACUGGACUAUGACUUCCAGAGAGACUACUAUGACAGAAUGUACUCAUACCCGUCCCGCGUGCCCGCCCCGCCCCCGCCGCUCUCCCGUGCUGUUAUCCCAUCCAAGCGUCCACGGGUCAGUCUCAGCAGCGGAGGUGGAGGCGGUGGAGGUGGGGGAAGCAGCCGGCGGACCAAGAGCAGCUUCUCCUCAUCCUCCAAGAGCAGCCAGAGGACUUACUCGUCCAGAAGUAUGAAAGUUGACGAGCUGCAGACCAUCAAGCACGAGUUGACUCAGAUUAAAAGCAAAGUGGACGACCUCCUGGACAGCCUGGAGCGCAUGGAGAAGGACCACAGCAAGAAGUCAGAGUCGAAAGCCAUUAAGCCUGAGCCAGGCGAGGUGACAUCACCACCUCACCCGAGCAACAAGAAGGACGAGGUUCUGAAGCGAGAACGGGACAGCCAGGAGCUCAACGACACUGACGAGGAGGAAGAGGAGGAGGAGGAGGACGACGAUGAAGAAGAGGAGGGAGACCUGCUGGAGGAAGAGGAGGAGCUGAAGAGCCAAGAGCGGGAGGAGGAAGAGGAGGAGGAAGGCGAGCAUGUGGAAGGGGAUGACGACGGCGACAGCAUCAACGGCGAAGACGACUCGUAGGCCCCCCGCCCGAACCGCACCUCACCACGGCGUGCUGCUACUAGUAGGAACAGAACAGUUUUAACACUCAAAAUGUAGAUUCAACAACGAAGAAAAAAAAAAUUGUUCACGGAAACGAGCAUGGUGUGUACCCAAACGCAAGCACGUGUGGACACACACACACACACAAACAUUUAUUGUGCUCAUUUGUGGCUGCUGUGACAGGAAGACUUUGCUGUGUAGCCUCUUUUUAGCGUGUCCCAACCAGCAAGCAACUCACUCUUGUUGUUUUUCUUUUUAGAUCUCGUAAAUGUUUGUUCGCUGCCCUCGUUGUCUGUCAGUUAGUUGCUUUGACCCCUUGGUGAUUUUUUUUUUUAUACUCUUCACUUUCUGUUUUACUGUAAAGGAAUAAAUUGCAAUAAAAUAUUAAAAUGA